This is a messenger RNA of Fraxinus pennsylvanica, 627 nucleotides long. NCBI's taxonomy places the organism in Eukaryota, Viridiplantae, Streptophyta, Magnoliopsida, Lamiales, Oleaceae. The record is from the annotation of a GenBank genome assembly.
AUGGGAGGCAAGUGCGGCCACCACCAGUGCAGGCGAAAGAAGCUCAUAAAGCGGUUCUGUGCCGGCUUCCUUAUCUUAAACUUCAUCAUUCUCCUUGUCAUCCUCAUCGUCUGGGCCACCCUCCAGCCUAAGAAACCCCGGUUCAUCCUCCAGGAUGCCACCAUCUUUUCACUCAACGUCUCCGCCCCCAAUAUCAUCUCCACCACCAUCCAAGUCACCAUCAAUUCCCGCAACCCCAACUCCAAAAUCGGCAUUUAUUACGACAAAUUAGAUAUCUUCGCCACCUACCACAGCCAGCAACUGACCUACUACACCAUCAUACCUCCGGUUUAUCAGGGCCACAAGGACGUAAACAUCUGGUCACCUUUUGUUUCCGGAAACAACGUGCCGGUGGCACCGUAUAAUGGUCUAGCCUUGAGCCAGGAUCAGUCUAAUGGAGCUCUUUAUAUGGUUUUCAAGAUAGAUGGCCGUGUUAGAUGGAAAGUUGGAUCGUUCAUCUCCGGCCGGUACCACCUCCACGUCACCUGUCCGGCUUAUAUCCCGGUCGGAAAUAGCUGGAAUACUGGAAUUAUAGUCGGCACCGCAGUUAAGUAUCAGUUAUCACAGCGUUGUAAAGUCAGUGUGUGA